AUGAUCAUCGAAUCCGGCAAAGGAGCAGCCGUCCAACCAACCACGCCAGAACCCAUAGGGACGUUCAUCCAAUACAUCGGAUCAGAAAAGCUGAAGGGCCAGAAAGUCCUCAUCACAGAUGGAGAUUCCGGAAUCGGCCGCGCGGCAGCAGUAUUAAUGGCAAAAGAAGGCGCCGAUAUCACGAUUGCGCACGCCCCCGAGAAGACCGAGGAGGCGGAAGACACGAAGAGGUUGAUAGAAUCGGAAGAUCGGGUCUGUCUGCUCGUGUCGGGGAACUUGUCGAACCGGGAAUAUUGUCGGAGAGCUGUGGAGGCACAUUUACUCAGGUUUGCGAAGCUAAACGUUUUAGUGAACAACGCAUCGAGACAGAAUCUGCACCGGGACCUAUCACAGCAUGCCCACGACAGAAUAGGAACGAUCUUUCAAGGCAAUGCCGUCCAGAUGAUUGCCAUGGCAAAAUAUGCGCUACCGUAUAUGUCGAGGGGUGAUUCCAUUAUCAACACCACCUCCGUCGUUGAUCUCCCCGGCGCAGAUACCAUGGCCGAUUAUGCAGCCACAAAAGGCGCCAUUUUCGGCUUUACACGGUCAUUAGCGCCGCGAUUGAUCCCGAAGGGUAUCAGGGUUAACUGUGUAGCUCCGGGGGCUAUUUACAAGACCGUGCAAGGAGGAGCCGAGAUGGAGGGUUUGGCAUCGACUGGAUUUCUCGUUCGAAUCGUUGAGCCGAGUGCGGUUGCAACCAGUUUUGUCUUUUUGGCUAGCGCCCAGGCUUCGCUUUAUUCUGGUUAUAUGUUUCCUUUGGAUGGGUAG
Aspergillus melleus is the source of this 807-nucleotide messenger RNA. RefSeq names its product oxidoreductase, short-chain dehydrogenase/reductase family. The transcript has 6 exons. NCBI's taxonomy places the organism in Eukaryota, Fungi, Ascomycota, Eurotiomycetes, Eurotiales, Aspergillaceae. The record is from RefSeq and is a predicted model, not a curated record. The coding region runs from base 1 to 807 and encodes 268 amino acids. Gene Ontology annotation, molecular function: oxidoreductase activity.